This is a messenger RNA of Dissoconium aciculare CBS 342.82, 1812 nucleotides long. RefSeq lists its product as uncharacterized. The transcript has 2 exons. NCBI's taxonomy places the organism in Eukaryota, Fungi, Ascomycota, Dothideomycetes, Mycosphaerellales, Dissoconiaceae. Gene Ontology annotation, cellular component: cytoplasm; nucleus. Gene Ontology annotation, molecular function: mRNA binding. The record is from RefSeq and is a predicted model, not a curated record. The coding region runs from base 1 to 1812 and encodes 603 amino acids.
AUGAACAACUCGGGUGUCGACAUGUAUUACGAGAAUCCUUCAAACAGAUCACCCAAUUCUAAUCGCCAGGGGACUCUCCAUCGGCAGGCCUCGAGAGGGCAAUUCGAACCGCAAGGGUACUUGCCUUCGCCGCUCUACACUGCUGAGGACCAUGCCAACAUGAACGGCAACCGUUUCGGUGGUAUGAGAAACGCGACCAUAGGAGGGUAUGGCAACAACUACGACAUGGGCGGGCAGUCAUGGAAUCCGAGUGCUUUCAACCAGAACAACACUAUGAAUGGAUUGAGGAAGGCUCCUUCGCAAGGAGCUAGAUCAGGCAUUCCGGCGGCUUGGAUGGAUAUGCAGCCGCAACAACAGCAGAUGAACCCUUAUACAGGCGGAAUGAAUGGUCGGCAGGACGGUCUUGGCUCCGAGACUGACGAAGAAUUGAUUCCUACGGCCAUCGUGAUCAAGAACAUUCCAUUCGCUAUCAAGAAGGAGCAGCUUGUGGCCAUCAUGACAGAAUUGGGCUUACCCUUGCCAUACGCCUUCAACUAUCAUUUCGACAAUGGCGUAUUCCGAGGAUUGGCGUUCGCCAAUUUCACCAACCCGGAAGAAACUGGCGCUGUCAUCGAAGCAAUGAACCAUUUCGAGUUGAAUGGUCGAAAGCUGCGUGUGGAAUACAAGAAGAUGCUACCUGCGGCCGAACGUGAGAGGAUCGAGCGAGAGAAGCGAGAGCGCCGAGGACAACUCGAGGAGCAGCAUCGUCCCAUGGCCCCUCAGGCGCUGCAAACACAACCUUCUACAUCUUCGCUCUCGUCCCGCGUGCUGAACACCGGAUCACCAUCUCCCGUGUCUGCGCGUAAUCAGAAAAUGGGCCCAUUCCCGUCUUCCUUCGGCGCUGAUCCAAGCAGUGGCGUCGACGUUGACCUCAACGAUCCCCAGGUCCUUCAGUUCUACUCAAAGCUUCUGCUAUUCAAAGAGGACAACAUGCGUGACCUUCUUGUCUUUGCGCCUAGUCUGUCUCCUCCUGAGCGCAGGAUAGUACACACGCUCGCGCAUCACAUGGGCCUUGGCCACAUGUCCAAAGGUGACGCCGAUCGACGAGCAGUGCACGUCUACAAGGAGACUCGGACGCGCCUGAGCCCGCCCAUGCCGUCAAUCCCAAACUUACCUAAUGACCAACGACGCGCUUUGAACCGUGCCGCCACCACCGAUUUCAGCGAUGUCCGCGACAAUUACUACAAUAACAAUAAUGCGAGUGUACGCAACCAAGCCUCUGGAUUUCUUGGCUAUCAGGAGACAUCCGGCGGACUUGCUGCAGGCAACAACUUGCGAGCAGCCAAGUCGUUCGCUGAUUUGCGAUCUUACACACCAUCGCCGGUGCCUUCAACUGCGAGUUUCCCAGCUGCGCUGUCCAACAAUGUGGCCCGUUUGCAGGAUUUUGGACGUGACGGCAACCAAGCCAGCACGCCAACGCUGAUGACGCCGACCACCGGCCUCGGAGAGCGAGGUGACGCCUCAGGUUUGAUCAACGGCUUAGGCAAUAUGAAUCUUGGUCCUGGUUUUGGCGGCAGUCCUAGAGCAUUGCGAGGCUUCCCGUCUUGGGAUCGAGAAACCCCAGGCCCCAUCGGUGGCCACCGUUCAUUCAGCACCAAUUUCGAGGACCGGAAUCAGACUCGAACCAGCACGACUGGUCCUGAGCGGCAGCCGCGUGGACCUAUUCCUGAGCGUGGCUCCGGUUUCCCUCGGCGCACCAAUGGCCACGCACAGCGCAACAGUGACGAGCUUUCCCAGCCGAGCAGUGCCGCUGAUAUCACCGUCGAGCAUUAG